GAUAGAAAUUUCAUGGUAUUCAGUGAAUGUAAAGUACAAAACGAUUGAUACUGUUCGAUCGUAUCGUAUAAUUAUGCGUGUAGUACACGCAGUGUCCCGUGUAUCCCUUAUCGCUCGUGCAUGCGUGUCACUGUGUACAUGCCUCUAACGCGACGUGGUGUGCCGUUCCAAUCUUAAAUACGUGGCAACAUUCAUCGAAGUUCUAAUUUCUUUUCUACUCUAUCUCGUCUUGAUCAUAACGACAUGUGGACAGCAGGAUCCAGUCUAUAAACGUACGCCGCUACGUUUUAAUCGAAUGGUCAGCAAGUGAUGCAAAGGAAAAGAAAGAAAUUAGGAACGAUGAGAGCUGUGAUUCUUGUUGGUGGGUAUGGAACCAGAUUAAGGCCUCUUACCCUCAGCAGGCCGAAACCACUCGUGGAAUUUGCCAACAAACCGAUGCUUCUGCAUCAAAUAGAAGCCCUGGUAGAGACUAACGUAACCGAAGUGAUAUUGGCUGUGUCUUACCGUGCAGAGGAAAUGGAAAAGGAUUUGGGCGAAGAGGCCAAGAAACUGGGAGUACGUUUGAUCUUUUCGCAUGAACCGGAACCGCUAGGCACCGCGGGACCACUCGCGCUUGUGCACGAUCUGCUGUGUUCCAGUGACGAGCCGUUCUUUGUUUUGAACUCCGACAUCAUCUGCGAGUUUCCGUUCAAACAACUACUGGAAUUUCAUAAAAGUCACGGCAGAGAAGGUACCAUAAUCGUAACCAAAGUAGAAGAACCAUCCAAGUACGGCGUGGUUGUGUAUGGGGAUGAUGGGAAGAUUGAAAGCUUUGUGGAAAAACCACAAGAAUUUAUAUCCAACAAAAUAAACGCAGGCAUGUACAUCUUUAACCCGAGCAUUCUGAAAAGGAUAGAAUUGAAGCCUACGAGUAUAGAAAAGGAAGUUUUCCCGAUGAUGGCGCGGGACGGUGAGCUAUGCGCGAUGGAACUAACGGGAUUUUGGAUGGACGUUGGACAGCCGAAAGAUUUCCUGAAAGGAAUGAGUAUGUACCUAACGUCUCUCAGACAAAAGUCGCCGGAAAAACUGUACUCCGGGCCGGGAGUAGUCGGGAACGUUCUGGUGGACGAAACUGCGACGAUCGGGAAAGACUGUAGGAUAGGGCCGAACGUCACGAUCGGUCCUGGCGUCGUGCUAUCGGAUGGAUGUUGCAUCAAACGAAGUACUAUCCUUAAGGCAGCUGUAAUAAAAGAGCACGCUUGGCUGGACGGGUGCAUCGUAGGAUGGAGAAGCGUCGUUGGACGUUGGGUACGGAUGGAAGGUACCACUGUACUCGGCGAGGACGUAAUCGUCAAAGACGAAUUAUACAUAAACGGUGGCCAAGUUUUACCUCACAAGAACAUUUCCAGCUCCGUGCCAGAACCGCAAAUAAUCAUGUGACCGAAGACGAUAUUCGAUAUACGCGUAUCGAGCGUAAUCAACGACCAAACGAUCCUACAAAUAAAAAGUUUUUACUAACUUUUUUAAUUACACGUAAACUGAUAUACAUUCGUUUUGAUCAUGUUUUUUACAUUUAGUAUUAAUUAACCAACUUUAUCGGUAGUCCUCGCACUACUACCGCAGCCGCGGUCAUGUACUGACUACAGAGGUCUUUCGACUUUGCUAUCGCUCUCAACAUCUCGGGUUCGUAUGGAAGUUUCUCUUUUGGAUCGACCAGAAACAAAGAGAAAACAAAUAUUGAAAAAGAAAAGUAAGGGAUCAUACAAAAAUAGGAACACGUGUUAAAAAUGAGGAGCAACGAAACGAAAAGUUUGCUUCGAUCAUUUUGCAUACUAACUCAUUAUGAAAUCGGUACACCAUGCGUUAUCAUCGACUUCGGCCCACGGCGAUGAGAUCCAGCUGCUAAUGAAAUUCGAUGUCAUUUUAUCGGUAUCAAGGUCCGUGACUUCCCAUAACAUACCGAUCACGCAAGGGCUAAAGAUAAACACUUGCCGCCUGAUUCUCUCUUCAUCCAAUAAAAUAUAUGUGAAAAUGAAUUUUUA
Messenger RNA from Ceratina calcarata, 2021 nucleotides. It is a transcript of the gene Gmppb, whose product is annotated as GDP-mannose pyrophosphorylase B. The transcript has 5 exons. Gene Ontology annotation, molecular function: mannose-1-phosphate guanylyltransferase (GTP) activity; GTP binding. Bases 310 to 1419 code for a protein of 369 amino acids. The record is from RefSeq and is a predicted model, not a curated record. Gene Ontology annotation, biological process: GDP-mannose biosynthetic process. NCBI's taxonomy places the organism in Eukaryota, Metazoa, Arthropoda, Insecta, Hymenoptera, Apidae.